Molecule: messenger RNA, 1140 nt
Organism: Lachancea dasiensis
Lineage: Eukaryota; Fungi; Ascomycota; Saccharomycetes; Saccharomycetales; Saccharomycetaceae
Source: the annotation of a GenBank genome assembly
AUGUCGUCGCUGCAGGUUACGUCAGCAGUGCCGUCGGCGGCUGCUGCAUCUAUGUCGGCGGCUAUGGCGUCGGCAUCGGCGUCGGCAGUUGCCGAGGCUGCCGAGAACUACUCGCUGUAUGGUCCCAUGAACCCUAACAUCGCGUUCAACUCAGCCAUGGCCGCCAUAUUCGGCAUCCUCUUCAUCCUACAAGCACUCGCUGGUGUGUGGACGCGACAGUGGUGGAUGCUGGUGUCCUUUCUGUGCGCGUGUGCGCUGGAAGUCAUCGGAUAUGUAGGCAGGUCGCUCAGCCAUGACAACACCUCAGACCUCAACGAUUUCUUGCUGCAGUUUAUCUGCCUGACUAUUGCGCCUGUGUUUACGAUGGCGGGCCUGUACUAUCAAUUGGGUAAGCUGGUUGAGAUCUACGGCCACGCGUUUGCGCUUUUGAAAAACCCCAUGCUGUACUCGUACAUCUUCAUCGUCUGCGACUGGAUCUCGUUAAUCAUCCAGGCUGUCGGUGGUGGGAUGUCAGGCAAUGCGGCCGCCAACUACGACGACACCUCUACGGGUGACCACAUUUUUGUUGCCGGACUUGCUUUCCAAGUGGCUUCGAUGACCAUGUUUCUGUUCCUGUGGUUCCAUCUACUCUACCAGAUCUUUGUGGUGACUCGGAUGCAGCAUGUGGGUACCACCAAAGUGUCAAUAUCGUUAUUCCGCAUACCUCAGAGUGAGAUAGAUUACAAGUAUCGAGCCAAGUUUGAAUCUCUUCGACUGCACCCGCAACGGUGGAUUUUUCGGUACUUUCCUUGGGCCUUGACAGUGUCAGUGUUGCUAGUUUAUGUGCGCUGCAUUUAUAGAGUUAUUGAGCUUGCAGAGGGAUGGAACGGAAAUCUGAUUACCCAUGAGGUGUACUUCAUCAUCCUAGACGCACUUAUGAUCUCACUCGCUACCACUAUCAUGACUGUUUUCUACCCUGGCUUUGCAUUCAAAGGCCGGUCAGUCAAAAUUCCCAUCCAAAAGGAUACCGGGGCCAGAGAAGCCUCUGAUGAUGCAAAUGCUGGAGCUGAUUCGCCUACAGAAGCCCUUUUUCCUACCGAAAAGGAGCUAUCCUCGCCACGUCCAGCUUCCAAUAGAAGCUCAAGCUUUCAUUCAAGCUGA